Dermatophagoides farinae (American house dust mite) is the source of this 1380-nucleotide messenger RNA. Its product is annotated as lysosomal phospholipase A and acyltransferase. Lineage: Eukaryota; Metazoa; Arthropoda; Arachnida; Sarcoptiformes; Pyroglyphidae. The record is from RefSeq and is a predicted model, not a curated record. Gene Ontology annotation, biological process: lipid metabolic process.
UCAUUUGUUUUGGACACAGCAAAAAUGAAUUGAAUUGAAGUGGAUUUGGAUUGUUUGUUUGUUUAUUUUUCAAUUAGAUAAUUCUUGAAAAAUCCGGAAUGAUUGCAUUGGAUAGUGAAAAAUUCUUCGUUUUCACCAUCAUCUUCGCCUUGAUAUGGACCACCGCCAACGGUGGCCAAUCAACAAUGAAUUUGACACCGAUAAUAUUGGUUCCAGGUGAUGGUGGUAGUCAAUUGGAAGCUAAACUGAAUAAAUCAAGUGUACCACAUUAUUUUUGUGAUCGUCAAACAAUGGAUUAUUUUAGUGUUUGGCUGAAUCUUGAGUUAUUAGUACCAUUCAUAAUUGACUGUUGGGUAGAUAAUAUGAAAUUAAUUUAUGAUAAUCGUACCCGAACAACACAUGAUAAUGAUGGUGUUCAAAUACGUGUACCGGGUUUCGGCAAUACGACUACAGUUGAAUAUGUUGAUCCAAGUCGUUUACCAAUUUCUGGUUAUUUUGGUCGAAUGGUUGAACAUUUUGUAGUGGAUUUUGGUUAUGAACGUGGCCAAAAUAUACGCGGUGCACCAUAUGAUUUUCGUAAAGCUCCAAAUGAACUACAAGAUUACCUGAAAUCGGUAAAAAAAUUGAUUGAACAGACAUAUCGUAUGAAUGGUGAACGACGUGUUGCAAUCAUAUGUCAUUCAAUGGGAUGUUUGGUCAUGUUGAAAUUUCUAAAUGAUCAGCAACAAAAGUGGAAAGAUCAUUAUGUACAAUCAUUCAUUACACUAGGUGGACCAUGGGGUGGUUCGGUGAAAUCAAUCAAAGCCUUUAUAUCGGGUGAUAAUUUCGGUGUUAUUGUUGCACCAUCAUUAACCAUCCGUGAUGAUGAACGUACAUUUCCAAGUCUUGCAUAUCUUUUACCAAAUGAUAAUGUUUUCGAUACCGAUCGUGUUCUAGUGGAAACAAAGCAACGAAAAUAUUCCAUAAAAAAUUAUCAACAAUUAUUCCAUGAUAUUGAUUACAAUGUUGGUUAUAAUAUGUGGUUAGAUGUACGAAAUAUUACCUAUGAUCUGACCGCUCCAGGUGUUGAAGUUUAUUGUAUUCACGGCAUUGGUCAUGAUACGAUAAAUAAAUUAAUUUAUGAUAAAAAUCAAUUUCCUGAUCAACAACCUGAUCGUAUUGAAUAUGGUGAUGGUGAUGGUACGGUGAAUGAAGAAAGUUUAAGUGCAUGUAAACAUUGGCAUCAUAAACAGAAACAGCCUGUCCAUUAUCUACCAAUUCAUGAUAUGGAUCAUAUGCGUUUAUUAAGUGAUCAAAACAUUAUGGCCAAUUUUCAUCAUGCAUUAAAAUCGUCGAAAAAAAAUUCCGAAAAAAAAGAAAAAAAUCCAUGAUUGAUUGAUC